UGUCUCUUGGGGUUUUUUUUCUGUUUCUUCCUGAUUUUUCAAGUUGAAGCCAAGAAACAGAAAUAAGUAACUCUUAGCGAGAGACAUCUGCGCGGACUGACACCACCACCAUGUCCCUGGUAACCCUGCAGCUCUCAGCUGUGGAUGGGGCACCCAACUUCGCACCUGCCCAGGAAGAUGAGAAAAGCCGUAGAAAACGAAUGCAAAGGAGGCAGAGUUUUGUUAUGGUUAAAGGGGCCGCAAUUCUUCUGCAGGAUGAAGGAGACCAAGAACAGGCUGCAGAGCUCCCUCCGACAUCAGGGCCCAGUGAGCAACAACUUCAUCUUCAAGCUAUGCUGAGGCUACUCCGGGCAGAAGACAUCCUAAAACUGGCAGUGCGACUGGAGCCUGUACGCUUAUGUCUUAUACGUUAUCUGCUUGUGGUUUCCUCCGCCGGAGCUUCAAGCGAUGAGGAAACUAUCCUACUGGGUGUUGACUUCCCUCAUGAUGGGUCCCAGGACUGCACAAUUGGCACUGUUCUACCUGUGUGGAGCAACACACAAGUUUUUCUAGAUGGUGAUGGUGGUUUCAGCGUCACUUCGGGAAAGGAUGUCAGGGCAUUUAAGCCCAUAUCAGUGCAAACAAUGUGGUCGCUCCUUCAGAUGCUCCAUAAAGCCUGUGAAGCUGCUGAGUCUAGUAAUGUCAUCCCAGAAAGUAUCCUCCAUUCUGGGGUUACCUACUAUCAGGGACAUCGUGGGUCACCCCAGGGUUGCCUAAAUGCAUGGAUGUCCACCUCUGACAUCGUUUCCACCCGUAGGGACCCCACCACACCGGAGAGAGAAGAGACGGAAAGAAUCAUCAGAAAUAAAUUAAGAGAUAUCCUGAGGGCGAGUGACCUGGAGAACAUAACAUCCAAAGAGGUACGGCGGGCUUUAGAACAGCACACGCUAUGUAAUCUGCAGGAUUACAUGGAGUUUAUAGACAACGAAAUGAUGAUGAUCCUCGCACAGAUGGACAGACCUUCAGAGAUCUUUCCCUAUCUUUACUUGGGAUCUGAGUGGAAUGCAUCGAAUCUUGAAGAGCUUCAGAAGAAUAAGGUCACUCACAUCCUGAAUGUUACCCGGGAGAUUGAUAACUUUUUUCCUGAUAUCUUUACGUAUCUUAAUAUCCGAGUUUUGGAUGAAGAUAGUACAGACCUCAUGCAGCACUGGAAGGAGACUCACCGCUUCAUCUCCUCUGCCAGGCGACAAGGAUCCUCUGUGCUUGUCCACUGCAAGAUGGGAGUCUCUCGCUCAGCCUCCACGGUCAUUGCUUAUGCUAUGAAGGAAUAUGAAUGGACUUUGGAGGAAGCUCUGAAAUAUGUGAAGGAGAGACGGAGCAUUGUCCAGCCAAAUUCUGGGUUUCUGAGACAACUUCAAAUAUAUCAGGGCAUUCUAGGAGCCAGCAAGCAAAGACAUUGCUAUCUUUGGGAUCCCAGCUCAACUCCACCCAUCUCUCAGGUGAUAAGUCCUCUUGAAACAUUGCAUGGCACAAAAGCCACUGCCCGUGUUCCACGAGCAUUGAAGAUAAGCUUGCGUACUCUUAUGCGCUCUAUCAGUGAAAUGGAGGGCACAGAAAAUGUUACAUCACAGGAGGAAAUCAUAGACAUAGCACAAAGGAAGACCAUGUCAGAGAGGGAUGAAAGUGUGUUGGAGAAAGUGGAUACUGCAUCUGAGAGGGAAGACAGCAUAACAGAGAUGAACAAGGACAGUAUAAAAGAAGGUAGUGUAGAGGAUGUGACGGAAGCAACAGUCAAUGAAGUGCAAAAUGAGACGAUGUUGGAGGAAAAGGAGAUCAGAGAGCCUUUUAUACAACAGAGCCACAACCCAUCCCAAGACAGUAUUCCAAUGCAAUGCGAUGAAGACAACACUUCUGUAGAUGAGGUAUUUGGAAACCGUUCUCCUUCUUCUCAGUCCCCACGUGCAGCAUCCUCUUCUGCUCGUAGAAGGUCACGGCGCAGAAGGAAACACCUGGCCCAGCAGUCUUCAGACCACUCUCAGCAUGGCUUUUCAGUCAAGUCACCAUCUGUGUCAGAUCUAGAGGGGGCAGGCAUAGUGUCCAAGCGUCUGCAGAAUGAGCGCAGGGCAAGGAUUGUUCGACAGAGCAACAUUGCUGAGACUUCAGAAGAUAUAUAGUCCUACAAAAACAGUACAGUUUAUUCAAAGAGAGACGCAUAUUUUAUUUUUCUAAGUUUUUAUUCUGCAUUCUUUUCUCCACAAUAAACCUGGAGAAUGCCAUGCCGCUGCAGAGGGGACCCAAAAUUCUGGCAGACAUAUUUUUUUUGUAUUUUAAACAAAAUGCAUUGUUUUCCUUUUUAAUUAUAUGCACUCUAUAAUAAUAAAGUAUAUAAAGAGGAGCAGUGAUGUAGCAUUUACCAUAAUAUGAUGCAAUGUGCAAUGCAGCAGAGAAAUGCCAGAGAAUAUUUCUAAACAUGCAUUGGAUAAUUUAAGAGACAUGUAACCGAUACAUAUACUAAAUGUACUAAAACUUUACAUUAAAAUGGCAAAACAUAUCAGUUUUGCCCUUCCCUC
Spea bombifrons (plains spadefoot toad) is the source of this 2549-nucleotide messenger RNA. RefSeq names its product slingshot protein phosphatase 3 (gene SSH3). The transcript has 14 exons. Gene Ontology annotation, molecular function: actin binding; protein tyrosine/serine/threonine phosphatase activity. The record is from RefSeq and is a predicted model, not a curated record. Gene Ontology annotation, biological process: protein dephosphorylation; negative regulation of actin filament polymerization; actin cytoskeleton organization. Gene Ontology annotation, cellular component: cytoplasm. NCBI's taxonomy places the organism in Eukaryota, Metazoa, Chordata, Amphibia, Anura, Pelobatidae. Bases 111 to 2153 code for a protein of 680 amino acids.